GGGAGACCCAAUCUUCUUCUUCUGAUAGUACAACUCACCCACGAUUUCACUAGUCAAACCGUUGGAACUCAACUGAGAUCUACUGAUCUGGACUUUCAUCUCCGGUUUUUGGCAGUUUUUCCUGCGACAAAGCCGACGCGCUGUAAGUAGCAUGUACUUGAAGAUGUAAGAGACGUGGAAAAACUACUCCUUGCAAGAAAUAAAUUGAUUACAACUUUUCAAAGCGCACCAGAACAAAGCGCAAUGCGACCAAGAAGAGCUGCGGCCCUCCUUCUAGGAGGACUCUCUUCGCAAUUCGGUGGAGUCCGACCGACCGCCGCUUGCCGAUGGGCAGUGUAUGCCGGAGAACGGCCGGAACUUGCUAGCAGCCUUUUCCUGUCUGAAUAUGGUGGCGCAACCCACGCGCUAGAUACCCAAGUGAACCGAGAACCAGUGGGCGACUUAGCGACUCAUCAUCUCACUGCUGGUGUAAUUACAGACUUCUGCAUCUUCUUCAAUGUCCUUAAUGGUUCGCCUUCUGCCAUCAUUCUCCACUUCUUCUCAGCACGUUAUUGUUCUCCACGACAAGUAGAUCUCCAAUAAUUAUAAUCAAUUCACCAAUCAACUAUAUGUGGCCGUCUGACGAGCGGCGGAGCUGGAUAACGGAGGAACUCAGUCAAUCAAUCAAUCAAUCACUCAAUCAAUCAAUCACUUAAGUACUCUUACACUGUAAUACAGACCCCACCACGAUUCCGUUGCCCUAUUUCCUUGGGGAUGCACCGGAUGGACUCUUUUUCGAUCCGAAGAAGUUCUUUCUGCGCAACCAUCCAAGUAAUACGGACGGAUGGGGUCUCGGAUGGUACUCUGGAGGCGACUUGAAUCAAUUAUGAAGAUCGAUUUGGUUACAUAUGUAGCUGGUGCUGGUGGAGUAGAGAUAUUUAUUACUGAAAUUUUUGCUAAUCAUACUACUAGGCACUCAAAGUCGAAGUCCUCUUCAAGAACAUAAAAUGAUCACGAACAACUAGGGUUUACAACUUCAAUAUCAUAUUGAUACUACUACAAGAACUAGGCACCACUCGAACUGCAGCUUCCAGUUAUACGCCUUUGCCCAUCUAGUAAGUAGCACUAUUGAGAUAUCCUUAUCGACGAGGUUCAACCUUGCUUACGGCAACUCGUUGACAACAUCUAAUUUCUGGUCUCAACCCGCGCACACGAACUAUCACUGGCCCCGUUGCAAAGCGAUAUCGCGACCCAGAACCAGGUGUGAUCCAGACAGUGACCAGGGAUGACUACUACGACACGACGACCUAUGCCAACGUCACGGCACCGGAUCUUGUCGCUCUGACGCAGAUCGUGAAAUCGCCCAUCAUCUUCGGUCACAUCCGGGCUGCAACUAAGGGUGCUCCGCUUGUUAAGGGUCUUGUGAAUACUAGCAACCUAAGCUUAAUAUCCAUCGAUCUGAUACUUUUUCCAAGAACGCUGCUCUCGCAGUCGUACCGCAAGAAUGGUUAAAUGAAAAACGCACCUCUUCGCGUGAUUCAGUUGUAUGCACAUCUUGUACAACUCUUCACUCAUCAUCAGAUCCCCAUCUAAUCCUUUCGUCCAUCGUCGUGCCAAUGCACAUCCAUUUUUGUUCAAUGGAAUCAUGUGGAUGCACAAUGGAGGCCUGCCAUCUCACGCUCAAGAUGCUCUACGAAACAACAUCCUCUGCGAAGACUUGAAGGGGUUGUUGGUUUCAGGGAGUACCGACUCGGAAUACCUUUAUGAUCUCGGCUGCUGCCCGUUUUCUUCUGUGAUCAUCCUGUUGCAAGAACCUGAAAGUGAACGGCUUCCUGUUCAUACCUCUAACUCAUAGGCGCCUACUUCGUAUCCCAGUUGAUUUCCGUAGAUCCUCUGAGGGAUCAGUCGGUCCAGGACUUCUGUUCAACUUAAGGGUAGGUUAAAGGUGCUUUUCUUACCGCUUUUUAUGCCUCUCCUAAGGGAGAAAGGCAUAAAAAGCGGGGUAAGCAAGCACCAAAAACCUACCUCUAAUCAACGCGAUCCUCUGCGACGUUUGUGCCUACCACGACCACCCCUAGCCCUACGACGACAACGACGGUGUCCUCUACUUUAAGGCUUCUCCUAUUCCAUCUCCGGAAGCAUCUUGGAGACGUUUUCAAGGGGAAAAUGGUUUCCGGAUGCUCCUCAGGAUGGAUAAGGGUGAGCUCCAACUACUUCUAGUGAAGGUGGUGCUCCUGAGGGAGAUGCUGGAGGUACUCCUGAUACAGAGACAGGCUCCAGUAGCCAAGAUGCAGUCGUCGAGGCUUUAUCAAAAGAAGGAGCGAACAAGAAAGACAACUCGUUCUACUCCACUGAAGCAAUGGUGACGGCACUGAAGAACACCGUGAAGAUGGUGACGGACUUGGGAGGAGAGCCAUCGAGUUUGAAUAUCGCCGUCUCAGACGGCAAUGUUGUGUUGGCUUUGAGGUACUACAGCCAUUUCCAGAUUGAAUUUUGUAGUUUUGAUGGUAGUUGUCAAAAAAGGACUUCUGGUAGUCGUGAAGGUACCAGUAUGAGUCAUGAUGUGUGCAUCCCGAAUAUGGCGAUCCAAUCUUCUUCAUUCCUCGUGUAUUCCCAUCUGUCAAACUCACAGAUACCGAACCUCCCCCGCAGAAGACCCACCGUCUCUGUACUAUGCAAGAACGCAGAAAUCCGUUUGGAUAUCGAGUGAGCCUCUGGAUGCUGGAAGAGAAGAGCCAGUAAACUGGAACACACCUGCGGACAAGAGGAUACCACCACAGAUCCUCUUCGAUCACGACGCGGAAAGCAACUUCACAGCGACAGCAGUAGCCGAAAGCAGCCUCUAUACACCGGAGUAUGGGACAGAAUCAAGAACCUGGUAUUCACUCAACAAGGACGAACUCCUUGUGUACGAGAAUUAUGGCAGUAUUGAAUAUCUGCAAUCUCGUAGCAAAAAUCUGAAUCUAAAUCAAGUACCACAAAAGAUUACGUAGCAGAAGCAGGAUCUAUCACUUGAUCUCUUUCCUUGUUCUUCUAAGCAAAAAACACAGACACUUUGACCUUCGAGUGUCUGACUUCAGCCUGCGAGCAAGACAAGAAGGAACGACGCAAACGACGAAAGAAGCGAGCGACUGCGGGUUCAUGGUUUGCAUCUAUCAAGAGUGUCUUCGGAAGCGAAGACAAUGAUCUGUGAAUGACACCACUUAGAAUGUCACCACUUAUGUUGAGGUUACUAGGGUUUUAGCCUAUGCCUGAGGCUACGCCUUGCAGUGUAAGAUAAGUAGAAAAAGUAGGGCGGUUCUCGUUCAGCAAGGGAAUUCGCCCUCGUGCCUAGAAGCUGGAAGGAACAUCAGCAAAAGCGCAACAUAGGUGUCCUUGGUUAGUCUUGUUCUUGAUCAUUUUAGCGUCUUUUUACACGAAAAGACAUCUUUUUCAUCGACUGCGGAAGGCCUUUGUCCGGAGUCAAU
This is a messenger RNA of Amoebophrya sp. A25, 3446 nucleotides long. NCBI's taxonomy places the organism in Eukaryota, Dinophyceae, Syndiniales, Amoebophryaceae. The record is from the annotation of a GenBank genome assembly.